GAUUUCCGUCGCCACCGGAAUCCGUACGCCGCGGAUGAUACGUUAAACAGCGUGAAUAAGUUUGGAAAUUAAAAAAUAAUAAAAAUAAAACAGUUGUUUGAAAUUCGUUUGAUUUUUUCCGUAUAUUGUUCUUGCAUUGUUUUUCUACGUCGUUUGCGUUUAUACACAAAUAUACAUAAAUAUAUAUACUCAUCCACACGCGUUGACGUCGACCAAACGAAAAAAUAAUAAUUAUUAUUAUUAUUAUGAACGACAGGAAAUCCCAAUUGGUUCUCAACAUCAAUGCGGAGGGGAGUACCUCUUCGUUUUUAAGAGCGGCUCGAUCCGGAAAUCUCGAUAAAGUAAUCGAACAUUUAAAAAACAAAAUCGAUAUAAAUACAUCAAACUCUAAUGGCUUAAACGCGUUGCACUUGGCUUCGAAGGAUGGACACAUUGAAAUCGUCAAAGAGUUAUUGAAAAGAGGUGCUAACGUAAAUUCGGCCACUAAAAAAGGAAAUACUGCUCUUCAUAUCGCUUCUCUCGCUGGUCAACAUGACGUAGUGGUUACUCUUGUGGAACAUGGAGCGUUGGUAAAUGUGCAAAGUCAAAAUGGUUUCACCCCUUUAUAUAUGGCUGCGCAAGAAAACCACGAUAGAGUUGUUAAAUACCUGUUAGCCAAUGGCGCUAACCAAAAUUUGGCAACUGAGGAUGGAUUUACGCCAUGCGCUGUUGCAAUGCAACAAGGCCACGAGAAGGUAGUUACUGUACUACUAGAAAAUGAUACCAAAGGUAAAGUGCGUCUUCCUGCAUUGCAUAUUGCAGCAAAAAAAGAUGACUGUAAGGCUGCAGAUUUACUCCUCCAAAACGAUCAUAAUCCAGACGUAACAUCUAAGAGUGGAUUUACUCCAUUGCACAUUGCUUCUCAUUAUGGAAACGACGGUAUUGCUAAACUUCUUCUUGCUAAAGGUGCAGAUGUCAACUACUCUGCUAAACAUAAUAUAACUCCUUUACAUGUGGCAGCGAAAUGGGGCAAAAGUAACAUGGUGUCUUUAUUGCUCGAAAGCGGUGCAAAUAUCGAAGCUAAAACUAGAGAUGGCUUAACGGCUUUACAUUGUGCAGCAAGAUCCGGACACGAUCAAGUUAUCGAUAUGCUAUUACAAAGAAACGCUCCGAUCAGUUCAAAGACUAAGAAUGGCCUAGCAGCAUUACACAUGGCGGCCCAAGGUGAUCACGUAGAGGCAGCUAAAGUAUUAUUGACCAAUAACGCUCCAGUGGAUGACGUAACUGUAGAUUACUUGACUGGUCUUCAUGUAGCUGCCCACUGCGGACAUAUUCGCGUGGCUAAACUUUUACUGGAGAAACACGCGGAUCCCGAUGCUAGGGCUUUGAAUGGAUUUACACCGUUGCACAUCGCGUGCAAAAAGAACCGCAUUAAAGUAGUGGAGCUACUUCUUAAGUAUAACGCAAGCUUAGAAGCUACCACUGAAUCUGGACUCACUCCAUUGCACGUCGCUAGUUUUAUGGGCUGCAUGAACAUUGUAAUAUUCUUGUUACAACACGAAGCCAAUCCAGACCUACCAACUGUUAGAGGAGAAACGCCAUUGCAUCUAGCUGCCAGAGCUAAUCAAACGGACAUCAUUAGAAUACUACUUCGUAAUGGAGCUCAAGUUGAUGCCAGAGCUAGGGAGAAACAAACCCCUCUUCAUAUAGCCUCCAGAUUGGGUAAUGUGGACAUCGUAAUGUUGCUUUUGGCUCAUGGCGCCGCAGUUGAUUCGACCACAAAAGAUUUAUACACCGCCCUACAUAUUGCCUCUAAAGAAGGCCAGGAGGAGGUUGCAUCAGUGUUGUUGGAGAAUGAAGCCUCAGUGACAGCAACUACUAAAAAAGGGUUUACCCCUCUUCAUUUGGCAUCAAAGUACGGAAACAUUAAAGUCACUAAAUUGCUGUUACAAAAACAAGCUCCAGUUGAUGCUCAAGGAAAGAACGGUGUAACACCAUUACACGUAGCAAGUCAUUAUGAUAAUCAAGCUGUUGCAUUGAUGUUGCUUGAUAAGCAAGCAUCGCCUCAUGCCACAGCAAAGAAUGGUCAUACUCCUCUUCAUAUAGCAGCGAAAAAGAAUCAGAUGGACAUAGCAGUUACAUUAUUAGAUUAUGGAGCAAAAGCAAAUGCUGAAUCAAAAGCAGGAUUUACUCCUCUUCAUCUCAGUUCUCAAGAAGGUAAUGUCGAGAUGACAACAUUACUUUUGAACCACAAUGCUGAUCCUAAUUAUAAAUCCAAGAACGGUUUAACACCAAUGCACCUUUGUGCCCAAGAAGACAAACAUAAAGUAGCUGCUGUGCUCGACAAUUAUCACGCAGACAUCAAUCCAGAAACGAAGGCUGGAUUUACUCCAUUGCACAUCGCGUGCCAUUUCGGUCAGUUAAACAUGGUUCGUUUCAUAACCGCUCGCCAAGGAAUCAAAAUCAAUGCGACCACAGCUUCUGGAUACACACCGCUUCAUCAAGCAGCUCAGCAAGGUCAUUCGACUAUUGUAAGCCAUUUAUUGGAUAAAGAAGCUGAUCCGAAUAUAUUGACUAAUCAAGGACAAACUGCUUUGUCCAUUUCUCAAAAGUUGGGUUAUAUAAGUGUCGUAGAGGCUUUGAAAAAUGUUACAAAAGCUGCACCUUCGUCGACUUUAGAUGAAAAAUACAAAGUUAUUUCUCCAGAAACUAUGCAAGAAACAUUUAUGUCAGACUCAGAAGACGAAGGUGGUGACGUUUUGCAAAGCGGAAGCGUCGAGUAUGGUCUCAACACUAGAACUCAACUAACACAAAAUGUUACCAUUUCGUCACGUGAAGAGACUAUGAUAAACGAACAAUCGUACAGGUAUUUAACCGGUGAAGAGAUGAAGGGCUUCGGUGACGACUCGGCUCCAAUCGAUGUAACGAGAGACGAGAGAUGUGACGUCAAUACGGUUCCUCCUACAUCAAUAGACGACGCUAUCAGCCCACAGACAGUAUAUGACAGUUAUAGUGGGCCCGUGGACAACAUCGACAUCAUUAAAUAUCCACCGCACGUCGGACGUUUGCAAUGGAAAACGUUCUUGGUCAGUUUCUUAGUGGACGCUCGUGGCGGAGCGAUGCGCGGAUGCCGGCAUAGUGGUGUCCGUGUGAUCGUGCCACCUCGGCGAGCUUCCAUGCCCACGCGGGUCACUUGUCGGUACUUAAGACGCGAUAAACUGGUGCACCCGCCGCCGCUGAUGGAAGGAGAGUCACUGGCUAGCAGAAUACUCGAACUCGGUCCCGUGGGAGCGAAAUUUUUAGGACCUGUUAUGAUCGAAGUGCCUAAUUUCGGAUCGCUCCGCGGAUCCGAACGAGAGAUCGUUGUUCUUAGAUCAGAUAACGGAGAGUCGUGGAGGGAGCACACGGUCGAAGCGACCGACGAUGUCGUCAAAGACAUACUCGGAGCGAAUUUCGACAAAGAAGAUCGCGACCCGUGGCAUUCCGGAAACCGUCUGACGCGGAUUGUGACUACGGAGUUUCCACAUUAUUUCGCAAUCGUAUCUCGAGUGAAGCAAGAAGUGCACGCCAUCGGGCCGGAGGGCGGUAUGGUAUCAUCGACAGUGGUACCACAGGUGCAGGCUGUAUUCCCGCAGGGAGCGCUCACCAAACGUAUUAAAGUCGGCCUACAGGUAAACUUGUUUAAACCACGAAGAAAUGUGGCCAGCACGUGCCUAAAGAAAAUCUCCGUAAACCACAUACCGAAAAAAAAAAGGUUUUCGUUAAUGUGGUAGAUGCAUCUGACGAUCGGUGGUGGUGGUGGCGGUGGUUGUCUUAUUUUAAUAACAGAAAAAUUAAUGAUAAACACGAAAAUAGAAAGAAAAAAACACUACUAUUUUGCCUUUUUUUUCUCAACUGACCCAACGCUUCAAACACACUUAUACAUUGCACAUAACAACAUAAAAUGUAUGCCGAUUAAUUUUUAAUUACUGUUUUCUUUUUUUUAAACUAUAUAUAUUUUA
This is a messenger RNA of Sipha flava (yellow sugarcane aphid), 3980 nucleotides long. RefSeq names its product ankyrin-3. The transcript is spliced from 23 exons. Gene Ontology annotation, cellular component: membrane; axon initial segment; synapse. Lineage: Eukaryota; Metazoa; Arthropoda; Insecta; Hemiptera; Aphididae. The record is from RefSeq and is a predicted model, not a curated record. Gene Ontology annotation, molecular function: transmembrane transporter binding. Gene Ontology annotation, biological process: neuronal action potential; negative regulation of delayed rectifier potassium channel activity. The coding region runs from base 246 to 3752 and encodes 1168 amino acids.